Culex pipiens pallens (northern house mosquito) is the source of this 696-nucleotide messenger RNA. RefSeq lists its product as uncharacterized. NCBI's taxonomy places the organism in Eukaryota, Metazoa, Arthropoda, Insecta, Diptera, Culicidae. The transcript is spliced from 2 exons. Bases 58 to 423 code for a protein of 121 amino acids. The record is from RefSeq and is a predicted model, not a curated record.
UUCGAAGUUCGUUGGCCUUGGGUUAGUGCCGAUUCUGUGGUCCGAGAUUAAGCAACCAUGUCCGGAAAUCAGUACCUGUUCGUAGUCGGGGUGGUCGUACUUGUGUGCAGUUUGCCGGCCGCAUACGGUUUGGGUACGGCACCAACGCCAAAUCUGUCGCAAUUUCUAGGAGUGAAAGCACCCGCCAAUACCCUCUGCUAUCAGACCACGAUUCCCAAAGGAACCCGAACGCCGGUAACGGUAGCGAACCCGACGCCAGCGGCGGCCAUCACGUACAUUCAGGCCGUUGCAGAUCGAUUCAACAAGGCCGGUUUCAACAUGAGGAUCGUUUCCGGAGCACUUGGAGCAGUCGGUACCAUUCCCAUCACGAUCUCCGGGAAGGCCAUUCUGCCGUACAACAUAAUGGUAGAAUAUUGGUGUUAACUGUGUGGUGUGUGUGUGUGCUCAUGGUUUCUUGGCGCAAUUGUUAUCCUAAGAAGAUAAACAUUUUUGGGAUGAGUUGUCAUUUGACUAUUUAAUUUCAUAAAAGUGCAUAAAAGUUGAUAGUAUCGCGUAAGCCAAAAGAAACAAAAACUAUGAGAGAGAAUAACGUUUAAUAACAUAAAUUUAUUUUGAAAAUUUACCUUUGUAGUCAAAUUGGUACGGUAAAAGUAUGAAAAUAAAGGUGACUUGGUGAAGAAAAGGUAUUAAAAACAA